UAUAUGCGUCUCGACCUAUCUAUCUGCUUUUCUCUCUAUCUAUUUCCGUAUCUCUAUAUUUUUCUACGCAUUUAUGUUUUCCUAUUUGUCUUAUCAGUUUAUCUAUGUAGCACUCACUCUCUCUCUCCCUAUCUCUGUUUUCCUUUCGUUUUUUUCUCUCUCCUGAUCACACUCGUGCCCGUAUGUUAACGUAAUGGCUUCAUAUCAGCCUCAUUUGGCUCGGUCGACUCUGAAAUUGCCUCGAUGUCACUAGGAGUGAUUACAUACUUAAGAGGCACACUGGCAACCUGUCAGCGAAGGCCAGAUGUAGUAUCACGUCAAGUGAGCGUUUGGCCGUUCGAAGCAAUGGUCCAAGACGACGCAACAGACGCACUGACCGAGGGGGAGGUUAAACCAAGUGCAAUAACCGGAGAGGAAGCAACAGAUGCAACGGCCGAGAAGAACGCAGAGAGAAAUGCUCAGGCCGAAAAGAACAUGAAAGUAGCAGCAAUAUUUACUGAGACGUACGAACCGACAGCGGCCGACCCCGUGUCGCGAGUGAGGGCGCGGGAGAAGAGCGGAGUCGAGGGCGCCUCCUCCUUCGGGUACGCGACCUUUGCUGCGGGGGAGAGGUUCGAGUCUCUGAACGCCCGGCGGAAGGCGCAUUUGCUGGACAGAUGCCACGCGCUGGAGCAGGCCCAGAGGAUGCCUCUCGCGAGAGUGAAUAAGAUUGUGAAAAUAAAACCGGCCCUACAGGUUUGCGUGUCGCCGAAGAGUGGCUCGUCGUCGUGGCGGAAACUCAAGAAGAAGCUGCGGGCGAGGAGGAUGGUGUCGCGACGCCCCCUGACCGCCCUGAGCGUCCGGCAUCCGCUGGCUCGUCUCAAGUCGGCCUACAGAGACAAGUUCCUCGACGGCAACCCCGUCUCCAAGUACGACUCAGCCUGGAGAGCGAAAACGCAGAGCAACCAGAGCUGGAAGUACCGCUGGGAGGCUUACUGGCUGCCUGCGCUGAUCUCCCGGGGCGACAUCCAGCCCUCGCCGUGGCUCAGGGACCGCCGGAAGAAGAUGCUGACAGUCUCCAACCCUUGCAUGCAGACGCUGUUCUCAAUCCACGGCAUUGCCAACAAAAUGGGCCAGGAGUACCGGUCUCAAAUGGGCACCUACGUUAAGCGCUUCAUGAAAGCCUCCUUCAGCUUCGAGGACUUUCUGCGUCACAUUUUGUGGUGUCGAGACCACGGGAUCCUGGAUCACCACUGGGCGCCCCAGUCCUGCCUGUGUAACGUGUGCAAGAAACAGUAUGAUUUUAUCCUGCACACGGAGAGCGUCACGCAAGAGUCGAAGCAUGCACUUGCCGCCGCUGGAAUUACACCAAACCUAUAUAUCAACACUCAGCAUAGUACCAAAUCAGUCAUCAAGGAUUCUGGAGCCUCCUAUUUUGACAGAGUUAACAAUGAUACAUUGUGGGAAAUACUUCAGCUUUACAAGAAUGACUUAGACCUUUUCGGCUAUGAGCUCUGAUUCCGGCAUGAUUUGUUUUAUAAUUUGAUAUAUUAAAGGCUUUGCACUUAAAA
Molecule: messenger RNA, 1550 nt
Organism: Penaeus indicus
Lineage: Eukaryota; Metazoa; Arthropoda; Malacostraca; Decapoda; Penaeidae
Exons: 4
Coding region: 244-1497 (417 amino acids)
Biological process (GO): carbohydrate biosynthetic process
Cellular component (GO): membrane
Molecular function (GO): sulfotransferase activity
Source: RefSeq, a predicted model, not a curated record